UCCAUUCUGUUCGCAGGGAAGAACCUCUACACUAACGAGCAUGUAGCAAUUAAAAUGGAACCAAUGAGGUCGAAGGCGCCACAGCUGCACUUAGAAUAUAGGUUUUACAAAUUAUUAGGUUCACACGAGGGUAUUCCGGAAGUAUAUUACUUCGGCCCGUGCGGGAAGUACAACGCCCUAGUGAUGGAGCUGCUCGGCCCGAGCCUGGAGGACCUGUUCGACCUCUGCGGGAGGAGGUUUACCCUGAAGACCGUUCUGAACAUCGCCACACAACUGCUCCAUAGGAUAGAGUACGUUCACAGUCGGCACCUGAUCUACCGGGACGUCAAACCGGAGAACUUCCUGAUCGGACGGUGCACAACAAAACGGGAGAAGAUCGUUCACAUCAUUGACUUCGGACUGGCCAAAGAGUACAUAGACCUGGAGACGAACAAACACAUACCCUAUCGGGAACACAAAAGCCUGACGGGGACGGCGCGCUACAUGAGCAUCAACACACACCUCGGAAAAGAGCAGAGCAGAAGAGACGACCUGGAGGCGUUGGGUCACAUGUUCAUGUACUUCCUGCGCGGCAGCCUGCCGUGGCAGGGGCUGAAAGCCGACACGCUGAAGGAGCGGUACCAGAAGAUCGGCGAGACGAAGCGGAACACGCCGAUCGAAGUGCUUUGCGACGGCCACCCGGAAGAGAUGGCGACGUACCUGCGGUACGUCCGCAGACUGGACUUCUUCGAGACACCGGACUACGAGUACCUGAGGAACCUGUUCCAGGGCCUCUACGAGAAGCGCGGCUUCGUGAACGACGGCGAGUUCGAUUGGACUGGCAAGACGAUGUCGACGCCCGUCGGAUCGCUGCAGACCGGACAGGAGAUCAUCGUGUCGCCGAACCGCGAUCGGCACCCGUACAAGGAAUGCGAUGAUUUUGAGGAAGAUGUAGUCCUCAUGUUGGAUGAGGUUCACAUCGAAAUGCAGGGCAACUAUGUGGUGUCCUCGACGAACGGGGAGUUGGCGAACGACGAUCCCACCGCAGGACACUCGAACACACCAAUCACCGCGCCGCAAGAGGUGGACAUGGUCGACGAAACCAAUGUUGGUUUUUUUUACAGAUGCUGUUGCUUCUUCAAGCGGAAGAAGAAGAAAAGUGGAAGGCAAAAGUGACUGUCUGUUGUCGUCGGUCUUGGGGGGGCAGUACAGUGCGCGUGUAACAGUGCGGAUCAAGCCGACGGGGAGGAGCGUGUCGCCGCGACGGUGGGGAUCGUCGAAACGGCGGACGGUCGGAGGAUCAUCGGCGCGGCCAAAGAGGCUGGACCCGAACCGGACAGGAAAUGGAGGCCAGCCAAGCCGCUGCGCGCCGGUUGUCGUCGGCCAGUUGUUCCACGUGAUCCGUCGCCGACGCUGCACACCACGAUGACACGGUGCAGCAGGCGGCUGAAGCGCAGCCGGCACCGCUAUCGAAUUCAACCACCACACAGCCAUCAUUAUUACUGCUAUUAUUAUUACUAUUAUUAUCAUGAUUAUUAUCACGAUUAACUUUUGCUCUCCUUCCUUUUUCUCCUUUUACGAUUACCGUCAUUAUAAUUAUUAUCCUUAUUCUCACAAUUAUUGUAUUAUUAUUUUAUUAUUAUUAUUAUUAAUUAUUAUUAUUAUUAUUAAUAUUAUUAUUAUUAUUAUAAUUAUCAUCAUUACCGUUUAUGAUUAUCAUUGUCAUCUCGUCUACGAUCACCGUUUGGUCGGUUCGGACAUCGUUGUACGUCAGAACGCCGAUGUUUAAAACCAAUUUCUCAGCGUAUUGUAAAACUCUCUCGGGUGUCCACCGUUGACUGAGGACUCGCGGGCCCCGAAUCGGGCCCCCGGCCAAGUUCACGACAAUGUAAACCCGGCGAAUUUUCGGUGUCCGCCUGUGCACCUGAACUGCACGUAACGUAAGAGUAUGAAAAAUACAAACAGACAAAAAAAUUGUAGAAAGGAAGAUUGGGAGAGAGAGAAAGAGAGAAAGAGAGAGAAUGAGAGUGAGUGAGCGAGAGAGAACGAGCGAGCGAGCAAGCGAGCGAGCAAGAGAGAGAGAGAGAGAGAGAGAGAGAGAUAAAGUAUAGGAAUUGACGUGCCGAUGGUGAAAGAACGCGUUCGUGCCUACGACACACACUCAUUAUUAAGAAUCAUGUAAACGCCUGCUUGGCGGGAGAUCGGUCGAGCGAAGACACGCGCCUGGAUCCGCUAACGCGGUCGCGAUAACGUGUAUUAAACCGUAAAUGAAUGGAAGCUGAGAUCUCAUUUCACCGAAACAAUCCUGGAUUUAACGAGCGCGCGCACGGCCCGGUACUUCCGCUUCUGUCGCGGUCCGAGACACGCUCGUCCAGUCCGGUCCAGCUGGAAAGGCAUGAAACUGAAAGGACAUGUUCGCGGUAUCAUUCAGCGGGCCGAUACGCGUACACAACGGCAGGACACACAUGUACACGCGCAUACACGUUCAUUUAAUUUCCGAGCAUGCGAGCAUUCUCGAGGCUCCCGUCGCGAGGCGUUCGAUGAAUAUUGAAACUUUUUCCGUUUCUUCGCGGUUCCGUUAUACGUUCCUUCGAGUCCGAUCACACGAUGCUUUUCGUUCGCGUUUGUUUUUUCUUCUUUUCUGUUUUCCGUUCUCUUCUCUUCUUCGUCUUCUUCUUGUUUUUAAUGUCCACAUCGUGGAUACGCGAGAAACGAACGCAUAACAGUAUUAACGUGGACGCGCUCGCCCGAGAAUCACGCUGAUCGUUACCUUAGUCGACCGGUGUUCUUUUUUUAUCUUUUACGACGACUUCUUUUAUGCCCACACUGCCCACCGCUCGUUCUACAUGCACCGGAGUGUCCUGGAAUUUUAGAGCUACUUUGUGGCAAUAUGUUUCGCGAGCAGGUAUCGGGAAAUAGUUAUUUUUAUCGAGAUGCUCAGGAGUGGAAUGCGAAGUACGCGGGGAAUACGGUAUCUUUCGGCGAGAACGUAGGCUAUAGACCACGGAGGAUCUUAUUAUCGCGAGCCUUUUUGAUAUGUACCGGGUUUUUUUCUAAUUUUUCUACUGGGAACGUAGUGACACAGUUCGGCCGGGAAGUUCCGGAACACUUUAUACGAAUACACGUUCAUGAAGACGCCCGCGCACUGUACAUAAUGUAUGAACAAAUAUUUUGCUACGGAGCUGCUGUAUCUCGCAUCAAAUUGCGCGACGCGUUUCACUUAAUUGUAUAUUAUUUAACGAACCAACUGUACCCGCCCGAAAAGGGGACACCAACGAACAUUCUCGUUGCUAAAACCGUUGCUCGCCGCUUUCAACGGGGAACAGCCAGAGAAACAAUUUGUCCACGGUCUGCGUCGAAACAGGUUCUUCCGAGGGAGACAGCGGUUUCGUUCGAGGCAUUAAAGUCGACGCUCCGUUUCCGCGAACGAGCGUUCCAGCGGGACCGACGAAAUUGUUGAUCUUACGCGCACAGGCAACCGAGCAACCUUACUUAAGUGAUAAACCGUUCCGGAAUGGAACGUUCGCAGUUGUUUCUGUGAAUUCCUUCGUCUUCAUGAACGCGACACGCCGUUUACACGAGCGCCUCGUUUUCGUUUCUACCCGGAACAAGGAAUAUCCGGAUAAACCCUGGAAGCGAACGGAAACGGGCGAUUCAAAGCGACGAUCUUAGUUCCCGUGGUGAAUAUGUAGCACGACGUUCGUAGCGUUGUCGUAUUUGUAAUCCUUUAAGCGAGAGAGAAAGAGAGAGAGAGAGAUAGAGAUAGAGAAAGAGGAACAAGCGAAGAACCACGUGAACGAACCAAUCUUCGGUUUCAUGCCUUCCACGAUGUUUUGUCAAGCGUGACACGUCACCGAGUCCAAGCUCCGUUUCACAUAACAUAUCGAGAGGGAAGAAGCACGUAAGAAUUACUUGUCCGUAGAUAGAAAUGUCCGCCGCGAACAAAUCUCCUAGGGCGUAGGUUCGCGAAGUAAAAUACGUAUUGUACCGAUACCGUUCAUCCGUGUUCUAACGGAAACGCUCGGACCCGAGACGAUCUCAGCCCCGCGUUGUCCGUUGUUUAUCUACCGAGUGGACCCGCUAGUUUCGAGCAAAUCCUCUUCGCUUUUUGUUUCCUCGAGCACCGAACCGAAAGGAUUCACGAGACGAACACUGAGAACGAGAGAAGAGAACCAAAGUACCUACAUCACCACACACGUAUACGCCUGUAAUCGAUCACGCAACCAUUGUAGGGCCGAUUUUCCGACAACGUCCGAGUCCGAUCGCCGCUGAAAGAGAUCGGAGACGCGAGAAUUCACCUCCGAACGUGUCUCGCUGUUUUACCUAGAUCGACGCGAAUAAAUACAUUCGACUCGAACAAAGACGAAGCGAACGGAGAGAGAAAUACAUUCGCACGAAUACGCGUACGUUUACAUCAUACAUACAUACACAUAGACACGCGUACAUUACGGGAGACUGGAGAAGCGUGAUACGCGCAGCACCGUGAACCCUUCACGGGGAACCACGCCGAGGACUCGUUCGACGCGUUGUUCGCGCGAUGCUAGGCGACAGAACAGCGUCGCGAAGUGAUAUAUAAAUAUAUGUAUAUUAUAUAUAUUGUAUACAUAGGGAUCCAAUGUGGAUGUUCUCGAAGUGCACUAACAGAUACUUAAGAAAGAUCCGCGCGAUGGCUCGACGUUCUGCCGGGGGGGACGAGGAUCUCGUCGGCGGCGAGCCACGGUCGAACCAGCGAGCGGAGCCAGUUUUGUUACAAAUCCCGCGGCGCCGAUCUUCUCCGGCGCGGAAACCCUUUUGUAGACACGGAAUUCCUCCGCGAGCGAAACCCGCGUCGUCCGUUCAUUCGCAGACUGAUCAUCGAUAAUGUUCCCACGCGUGCACCCCGAGCACGCUUUUGACGCGUUCGCUGCCAGCGCGUACUCACGGCGACCACGGUAGAUUCGAUGAAAACGUCCUUUAUUUUCUGUGGAGACAGCGAAACGCUAUGGGGUACCGUUGUUUAUAGUUGUAGCUUUAUCUGUAAGAUAGGACGUCGUGUUUAGGAAACCGGUAACCGUUUCAGUUGGAGUUUUUUUCCGUAAUGUUUUAGAUUUAUGAUUUGGAUUCGAUAUUGCAACUGGGAAGAUCGUUACUCCUUUGUUUCGUCGUGUUUCGGAAUUUGGCGGAAUCUCCUAGCAAUACACGUUGCGACAGACACACGAGCCGACACGAUAAGUAGAUACUACGAUAAGAGAGGGUGAGCCGGAUACGUCGAGCGUCUCUCGUCGAAAACAUCCUUUCCGUUUGGUCGAGGUGUUUCCGUGAUAAAUGAGGAUCGCACGUGUUUCAUACGUAUACCAGCGUUACGAGUACACGCAGCAUACACGCAGAACACACAUAGACAUACACACAGAGACACAUGUACGACGGAAGAGAGAUAGAUUUUCUAAACAUGUCCGUUAUCUCUAAAUAUUACCACUAAACAUUGUAUUACGCGUAGGUGUACAAGAAAGUUACUGUUCGAAAGUAAACGCAUGUAUCGCCGUAAGUGUAUUAGUAGUUGCAGGAGUAAAUAUGCUGUCGUUAAGCUGAUAGAGGGCAAUGACGAUAACGAGCCGAGGAACUGUCGCGGCGAUGCGUCCCGUUAGAUGAUAUCGUUGACCGAUAAAAACGAGGAAAAUACAAAUGAAAAAAAUACACGAUAAACUGACGGACGGAAGAGAUUAGAGGCGUUAGUCGAUGUGUAUAGAUCUUUCAUCCUAGAAUAAAAAGAACGCGAAAUGUUCGCGGAGAAGACCUCGCGGGAUGCGAGCGGAAAUUUGUAACAAAACGGCCGGCGGAGUGAAUCGAUUCCGAAACUGUCGGAGAGCAAAUUUUCUUACGUUGUAUACGGUUACUCGUGACUGCGAUCUAUCGAACAUUGAUUCUUGAAGCUUGCAUUGUUCAGUCUCUGACAAACCGAAGCUCUUGUAUUUUUAAUACGAUUCCAAACAUUUAUCGAGUCCCUACUGAUAUGAAAAUUCAGAGCUAUCAGAAUAAUUCGAGAAUCUCCAGAAUCUAGUGACCCGAAGAAACUGAGAAAUCAAAUUCUAAAACCUUCGUCCAUUUCAAAGUCUGAGAUAAUAUACCUUUAACGAGCUAUCAAGCGCAACAGCUUCGCACCGCAGAGUUCCAAGCAUCAAUGCCGUCGCUCACAGUCACUGCCAGUGUCGACUGGUCAGCCACUUUGGUGUCGAUUUCACUCGGUUCGAUCGGCUAGUCGGUACGGAUGUUCUCCCUCUCGCGGGAAUGUAUUAGCAGGCAGCAGCGUCGAGCGGCCGAGAGCCGACUGGUCCGCGCGUGGCCGGCGCGACGGCCAUGUUUAGCGUCGUCGUGUCCGUAGGUCCGAACCUCUGCCAGUCCGGCCGACGAAUUGCGUAAUUAUAUCACUCCCGAGCCGUACCAAUGUACCGUGUUAGCGCGCCGUGAGUGCCCACACACGUUGUAUCCACUGUUUAAAUGGCCAAGCACAUCCGACGACAGAAACGAACCCCCUGAUGUGUAUGUACUUAGAGGAAAACGGAGAGAGGGGAGGUCGGGGACGAAGUCGCCGGGAAGGGUGAAAGGUGAAAGGAGCCGCGAGCUCGUUUCCCCGUCGCCCGCGAAGCGAACGAGAAAGGGAAACAGCGGAGGGAGCCGAUUGGAUCGGCCGUCGGGUGUCUUGACGUGUGAUACGCUUAAACGGCGACGAAAGAGCCGAAGCCAGAAUUUUAAACGAACCCCGCGCGGAUCUCCUCUCUCUCUCGUUAACUAGAUAUCUGUAUCUUCCCACUGGAUACGCGCCGAGCGCAUUGUUCCUUCUUUUGUAAGCUCUGUUCCGAGCGAGCGAGCAAGCGAUCGUCGAACAAUCGGACCAUUAUAUGUUUGUACAUUCACAUGUGGCGUCGGGACGGAGAGAAACGAGCCAUUCAUCGGGCAGAUCGGUUAACCUCGGCGAACGAACGCCAGAAAACUGAUGACGCAACUCUGCGCAUUGAUUUUCUUCGAUUUCCCCGGGAAUUCGACGGUAGCUUUAAUCUGUGAAACGUGUUUAGGGUGAGUGAGUUUGAUGGAAAUGAGAAUCCAGUCUGCACUCGUGUCGAGAGUUAUUUAUCAUUUGUUUCCUAUUUGCAAAUGGAGGAUUCAGAGAUUCUUUGUUAUUAGUAUGUUUCGAUAUUUCCUUUGUUGUCAAGACGACUCGAUCUCUAUUAACAUUGCUGCUUUUACACAGCUAAGAGUUUCUGUUCUACCAAACCCAAUGAUGACACUUAUUCGAAAUGUAAAAAGUUUAUAGAUAAUUAAACAUUCUGUUGAUGAAGUCUGUGAACAUUUGACACUUUGACUGCAACGUCGCCCGAAUAUGGAUGACGCCAUUUUUAACGUAAUCUUGACAUUCAUUUUCUUGGUGACGUAUCGAACUAAGUUUUAUUAAAUCUAUGAGAUAAAAAAUAGUAAUUCGUUACGAAGAAUCUUGACUCUAGUUUCUGCUUUAUUAAGAAUAGGUACUUCAUUGAGUGUUUACUUGGCAGUCAAAGUGUUAAAGAGCAGGGUUAACCGAUUCAUCUGACAAGUGGCUCGAGUGGAACCGGAAACUGUGGCGGCAGGUUUGGAAUAGGGAAAAUUACGGUGGAACCGGGUCGAAGGGGGAUGAAACGAGGUGAAAGGCCGAUUUCGUGUGCACGCCUCCGCGGUUGGGGAACGAAUCCUUUUUACAUUUAACUCGGGCGCUUAAGCUAGUGUCUCUUAAGUUCUCCCAUGUCUUUUUUUCCCCCUUUUUGUUUCCUUUUGUCGGCGGUAUGUCGUCUGUAAGCAUGAUCUCUUUGACGGAUAAUACACACUCACACGGUCACACGUACACGUUAUACAUUUACAGACGAGCCGUGCACGUACACGCGAUUCCGUGACUAGGGUGACACGUUAAUCGAUGAAUUCCAAAAUUCAAGGGAAUAACUCCAUGGAAAGAGGGAGAGAGAGAAAGAGAGAGAGAAAGAAAGGUGAAAGGGACGAGUGAAUGGACGAACGACGUGGAUGAGUGAAUGUUUAUUGAAAAAAGAAAGAAAAACGAGAGCCUCCGGUAUUUAUAUAUAAAUAUAUGAAUAUACACAUAUACAUAUAUCCAUAUAUAUAUAUAUAUCAUAUAUACAUAUAUAUACAUAUACAUAUAUGUAUAUAUAUAUAUAUAUAUUUCCAUCGCUACCUUGCCACAGCCGUUGGCGCGACUACGCUGCAACUAUGUUGCAAAUUUAGCUUAUAGUUUUUUAGUCGAUUUUUCAAGCGUCACCGACUUUUUCAAGAUACGAACACGACUGACUGCUGGUUAAGUAUGGUUGUGAGUGAAGAGUAACAAAAUGAAAGGGAAGAAAGAAGGAAAGAGGGAGGAGACGCGUCGUGUAUCCCGCACUAAACGUAUUCGAUCCAGGAUAUAUAGAUAAUAUUAUAUAUAUAUAUAUAUAUAUAUAUAUAUAUAUAUAUAUAUA
Molecule: messenger RNA, 8450 nt
Organism: Nomia melanderi (Alkali bee)
Lineage: Eukaryota; Metazoa; Arthropoda; Insecta; Hymenoptera; Halictidae
Source: RefSeq, a predicted model, not a curated record